AUGGAACAGGAGCUGAGCAGCUACACUGGCUUGAAGCAGAUGAAGUUGAUGUUGAUUCAGAAGAGGUGGGAGGAGGGAAGAAGAGAAAGGAGAGAGAGGAAAGAAAUGAGUCGAGCAGCCGAAGAAAAAGAAAGCGGAAACGUAAGCGAAAGUUUCCAAGCGACCGGGGGGGGAGGUGAAUGGGUACGUUACCGUAUCGUAGGUGUGCAAUACGGGGGGGCAAAAAGGCUGGUCACUUGUUUGGUCCCUCUAUGGCACACUGUUGGUCACUGUUGGUCACUUGGAACACCUGACGCCCCCCAGGAAGAGGGCUGGGAGAGGCUGGCAGAGGCUGGCAGAUGGCCAAUUAUAGAAGCCUGUGGCGGGUGGAGUCCAUCCUUGUGUGGGAUCAACCUUGGUUUGGAAACUGUAUCGAUGGCAAACUUGUCGUGUGUUUCUGUAUUAUUACUGCCGUACUGCCGUAUUGCCGUACCCCUUGUACUUGGACUCCCAGCCGCCUAA
Molecule: messenger RNA, 501 nt
Organism: Paracoccidioides lutzii Pb01
Exons: 2
Coding region: 1-501 (166 amino acids)
Source: RefSeq, a predicted model, not a curated record